This is a messenger RNA of Artibeus jamaicensis (Jamaican fruit-eating bat), 1008 nucleotides long. RefSeq names its product myomixer, myoblast fusion factor (gene MYMX). Gene Ontology annotation, cellular component: endoplasmic reticulum membrane; Golgi membrane; plasma membrane. The record is from RefSeq and is a predicted model, not a curated record. Bases 265 to 519 code for a protein of 84 amino acids. The transcript has 2 exons. Gene Ontology annotation, biological process: myoblast fusion; skeletal muscle organ development. Lineage: Eukaryota; Metazoa; Chordata; Mammalia; Chiroptera; Phyllostomidae.
CCUGCCACUUCUUACAGCCCAGCUGUCCCCUCCCCUCCAGACACCAAGUGCCAGCACACAGCUGUCUCUUCUCGGCUCCCACCCCGACAAGCCGUCCAAGGUGGGGCCAAGUUGGGUGGGGCAGCCCCCCCCACCAUGUAUCCAGUGCCGUGUGAGGCCGUGUCUCCACAGAGGUUGCUUCUGAGCAGUGGUUCUGACUGGUGAGCAGGGAGCAGGAAAGGCAAGCCUGGGUUCUGGAUCGUUUUUGAAGUCCCUGACCCAGCCAUGCCUGUGCCGCUGCUCCCACUGCUGCUUCGAACGCUGCUGUCUCGCCUGCUGCUGCCUGCCGCCCGCCUGGCCCGCCAGCACCUCCUGCCCCUGCUGCGUCAACUGGCCCGCCGCCUGGGCUCCCAGGACAUUCGAGAGGCUUUGCUGGGCUGUCUGUUGUUUGUCCUCAGCCAGAGACACCCGCCAGAUGCUGGAGUGGCUUCCAGAGCAGCCAACCCUGAGAGGAGGAAGAGGCUAGCCCCGGAAAAAUGAGGCCGUGAGUCCUGGUAGCAGCAGGAACCAAACACUUGCUUUGGGAGUAAGACAGUCCUGGCAACAUCACUGACGGAAGCCUGCCCAAUGGGCAUUAGAUACGAUUCAGGGCUGAGCAUGAGCCGGUCUGACCAAGACAUGCCUCCCGGCUCCAGCAGCAAUGACUGGAACCAUGCGGAAAACCGAACUUUUCCUGUCCUUUCUGCAUUCCUCAAGACCUUGUCUAAUCACCUGGGGCUUCAGCAGGGAAAGGAACGGACUCUCCCGUCUCUCCCUACCCCCAGACAUAUGGGGGCCUGAGAUCCUGUGAGGGGCAAUCCUUAACCCAGGAACAACUGACAAUUUAGUGGAGAGGCAAGAUCUUAAUCCUGUUUUCCAGACCCAGGAUUUGCCUUAGAAGAAUAAGCAUUGAUUCCCCCAGAGAAUCAGUCCUGCUCCCAAAGCCUAGCACGCAGUAGGUGUUCAAUAAAUAUUUUUGAAUUCCUGGAA